This is a messenger RNA of Diatraea saccharalis (sugarcane borer), 2718 nucleotides long. Lineage: Eukaryota; Metazoa; Arthropoda; Insecta; Lepidoptera; Crambidae. The record is from the annotation of a GenBank genome assembly.
AUGACGGAACCGGAAACGAAACAACGAUUUUUCUAUAAAGAACCGGAGAAUGUUGAAUCGACAGUACCAGGCGAACAGAAGUUGCGGGAAAGUAUUGAAACCAGCGAGCUAGCUAUCGCAGGACCGAUAAAAGGAGAACAUGAUAAGACUCAUGAUGCAGGGAACUACGUCCUAACGCCGGUCGUCACCGUCACAAGGAAUGAGGCAAGUUACACAAAGGGCGACUUAAAAUUGCACAAAGAAAUUAAAAAUGGUGUUUUCGUUACCACGAAACCAUCUGCGUACCCAGAGAUAAAAAGCGACGUACCAAAACAACCACAAGCUAUAAGAAGAAUGGGUGACAAUAAAGAUGUUGAUGCAAAGAAAACACGAAUACCUAAGCUAAGGUUCAGGCAAGCGGUGAACAGGGUUAGAAAAGAGAUGAGAUCAAGCGAUGGGGAGAAAGUGCCCCCAUACCAACGCCGAUCUUCUAUACCCAGACUAAAAAGGGUACUAUCAAUCGAAAAAGAGAAAUCAAAUAAUAAAGAACCGUCACCAGUUGAAGAUGAAUUCGACAAAAUAUACGAUGAAGCUGUAACAGUUCCUGUUUCCCUAGAUGAAAAUAUACUUAAUACGGAAAUUGACGACCCUGUUAAAAUAGAACAUAGUUUUGAAGAAAUAAUACAUGCUUACGACGAAAAUGUUAUACCGUCAAAAGAUGUAGAGAAGCCGAAACAUUCCAAAAUACCUAUGUUGAAACGUAAAAGCCAGCAUGAAAUUGAAGUACCGAAAAGCUAUGGAAAAAUAAACAACAACAAUAUACCUGCUGAAAGACUUAAAGUACAAGAUGUAAUAAAUAGGUAUUCAAAAAUACAUAACGAAGAAACUAAACCUAAUAAUAGAAUUCCAACGAGAACUCAUAUUCCUAAAUUAUCAAAAGAUAGUAAUAAUUGCGUCGAAAAUAAAAACAAUUACAUAGUAGAAGAAAUAUCUUCUCCGAUGAUAUAUAAUGUAAAAGAAAUGGAUGUUUCCAAUUCACCAAUUCAACAUGUUAUUACAAAUUCGACUCCUAAUGUCUCAUAUAACACAAUAGAUUUUUUUGAAGAAAAAGCUCCUAUAUACAAUGAAAUUGUUGAAUUGUUACCUGUAAGAGAAAUUAGUGAAGUAGAAAUAAAAAGUGAACAAGAAAACGCCUCUAUUAAGCCAGUCAAGGUAGCAUCCAUUAAAGAAUUUAAUAUGGUUACUGAAAAUCUCAUGAAAAAUACUGGGUAUUCGAUUGAAUAUAAUAUGAAAGAUGAAGAGGAGGAUACAGAACGAAUAAACAUAUCUAAUGUAACAAAUACCUUUGAUAAUAGUGUGAACACAUGUGAUGAAGUUAAAGAAGAAAUUAUUGUUGAACAAAUAAAUUUAGAUUACGAUAAACACGACGAUGAUAAUUUAGAUGAGGACAUAUUAAUUAAGGGGAAAGUAAGCAAAAUGAUUAGGCAACUAAGUUCGAAUUUGGAACAUAAAGAUGUGAAACCUAUAUUGGAUGAAGAUGUACCUAAACCUAAAUCAGUGUUAACAAAGAUUGCCAUGUUCGAGCAAUCCAGCCCUUCCAGUACUUUUCCUAAGACACAAACUGAAAAUAAAACGCCAAUAAGCUCCGUUGUUAGAAUUGAUGAAGAAAAUGUACAUAAACCUCAUAUUGUCAAUGGGAAAUUAAAGACACCAGAUGAAAAUAACGAAAAUCACAAUAAGAAUCCUAAUUCAACUAUGUAUGAAGAAAACAAUAAUAUAGUCCAUAAUAUAAUAUGUGAGGAAUUCAACGUUCCUCCUUUAACGGUCGUUGAUAAAAUCUUAGAAACUGAAGAUAUUAUUUUCGAAAACCAACCUGUUCAAAAUAAAUUUUUACUAAAUGAGGCCACGAUACAAAAUGAACAAUAUUUUCCUAAUAAUCUUAUUCAACAUCAUAAAGAUGAAAUAGAACUUGAAGCAGCUGAAACAUAUAGAAUAGAAUAUGCUCAUCCUGUCAAUUCUAUCGAAAGCAUACCAAUUGAAAAUGAUUCUAAACUAAAUCAAAUCAGGAUUUUAGAUAAUAAAGAAGAUGUCGUUUAUGUUAAUUAUGAGAGUAACAAAAUAGAAAACAGUGAGACUAAAAAAUACAAUAACGGACUUUAUAAAAGUCAUAACGAACUUGAUUCAUAUAACACUGAACCCCAACUACUUGAAUAUGAAGGGCUGAGUAGCAAAAAUAUUGAUAGCAAAAAUACAAAUGUUGAUUUCAAAAGAUUAAGAACUACUAGUGAACAUAUACGAAAAGAAAAAGUUAAAUCAGUAGCAGAUUUGGAAUUAGGAGACGCCGUAAAAGGCAAAGUACACGAGCUGAUAUAUCGAAUGAAUUCAAAUGAACGGUUAAAUGUUGAAAAGAAAGAAGUCAUCAGCGCCAAGGAAAGGCCAAGGAAGAAAUCUGUGUCGGAAAAAAUUGCUCUGUUCGAGGGUAAACUUGCCGUAGCAAAGAUAACAUCCGAGACAAAAUCUCCCCCAAAACGUUCUACUAAACCGCAACAGCCAGGGCCCAUAGUAUUACAAGAUGAUGAAGUGGAAGUUAAAAUAGCAGAGUUGAAGGCUGCUAAGAUAAAAUAUGGAUGUACACAGGUGAACAAGACAGUUGUACUGGCAAACUCAGAAGAAAUGCCGGCGAUAGCGGUAGGAACAGCAUUGGGAGUGAUCAGGAACUCAAGUAACAUGACUAACUGA